Molecule: messenger RNA, 3545 nt
Organism: Mercurialis annua (annual mercury)
Lineage: Eukaryota; Viridiplantae; Streptophyta; Magnoliopsida; Malpighiales; Euphorbiaceae
Product: histone-lysine N-methyltransferase, H3 lysine-9 specific SUVH6-like
Exons: 3
Coding region: 165-3194 (1009 amino acids)
Cellular component (GO): nucleus
Molecular function (GO): protein binding; zinc ion binding; histone methyltransferase activity
Source: RefSeq, a predicted model, not a curated record
AAAAAAUCUCUCAAAUUUUAGCAUGCAUUUUGUUACACUCACUGAUGCCUUCCACAUCUGCAGUUUUCUCUGUUUCUCUGCUCUGCAAAUGAAUUUAUGACCGUUGAUUUUGUCGGAAAUCAAGGCCACAAUCGUACAGUAUUGCUAAUCGAUGUUAGGUUGGAAUGGGGUUUGCAGAAAAUACAUUGCACACAGAGUCAGUAAGGGUUAAUUCCAGAAGGCUGCCAAUGGAGAUUGACCAUAAUACUGAUGUAAAUGGCAGUCUUCCUAAGUAUAAGCGGCGCAAAGUUUCAGCUGUUAGGGAUUUUCCUGUUGGUUGCGGACCUUCCAGAAACAUAGCUACUUUUGAAGUGCCAGUUUCGGAACCAGUGGUCGCUUUGAGCAAUCCGGUGGAUGUUGAAAUAAUAAAAUCUCCGGGACAUGAAACGGUUGAUGUGAAAAAGGAUUCUUGCAAUGGGGAUGUUAGUGCUCCUGUGGAAAAUGUGAUGCCACAAAUAUAUCCUCCUCAAUAUUCUCCUAGUAGGACAGUUUCAGAAUGUGAAACAGUUGAUGUGCAAAAGGAUUCUUGCAAUGGGGAUGUUAGUGCUCCCGUGGAAAAUGUGAUGCCACAAAUAUAUCCUCCUCAAUAUUCUCCUAGUAGGACAGUUUCAGAACGUGAAACAGUUGAUGUGCAAAAGAAUUCUUGCAAUGGGGAUGUUAGUGCUCCCGUGGAAAAUGUGAUGCCACAAAUAUAUCCUCCUCAAUAUCCUCCUAGGAGUACAGUUUCAGAAUGUGAAACAGUUGAUGUGCAAAAGGAUUUUUGCAAUGGGGAUGUUAGUGCUCCCGUGGAAAAUGUGAUGCCACAAAUAUAUCCUCCUCAAUAUCCUCCUAGGAGGACAGUUUCAGCUGUUAGAGACUUUCCUUCGUUUUGUGGAAGAAAUGCCGUCUGUAUUCUGGAGAGUGCAGAUGUGCUUGCUUCCGAGGAGCGCAAGAAUUCAGAUCAAGAAAUGUUGGGUGUUGAAGGUUAUAUGAGUACUGCUGCGCAAGAAAUGGGACAGGGUGUUCAGAAUGGAAAUGCUGAUGAGCACGAGGUCGAGGGAAAAGUUUCUAGUUUAUCCAGGCUUAAUGUUCAAGCUAAUUCGGCAAGGACAGGCUUUAAAGAUAUGAGGAAGCAAGAUGAGUUUGGUGCUACUCCUGAGAAUGAGCAGGGUAUGAAAUCUCCAAAAGAAAGCACACAACAUCAUCGAGGAAAGAGGAGCAUUGGAGAUUCAGAGAGUAUUGAUUGUUUGGAGCCUGUAUUAAGCAGCAUAGUUGUGUUGGGUCUUAGGGCUUCAGGAAAUGGUCCUUUGCUGAAGGAGAAUGAAGCUCAUUAUAGUUGCAACCUGGCUAGUGGUACCGAUAAAAACAAUUGGAAGAAAAGUGAUCUUGUUCUGCAAGAGCAACCCAAAGCUUCUGUCAGGAUAAAGAAGAAUAAUGGAGAGAACUUUGGAGGAACAUAUAAAAUGAAUACGAAGAAAGAGCUUGAAAAAUUAAAGAUUAAGAAGAGUUCAUUUCCUAGCAGUAAGGCUCAUCUUGAACAGGGUGAGGGAUCUGAUAAGUUUCAAUUGGUUAGAAGAUCGCAUGUUAUUGAUGUGACACUUUCUCCUUCCUGUCCCAGCAGUUCAAGUGGCAAAGGUGAUGGAAAUGAUGCAUCUGUCACUAGAAGGAAAGUUAUGGAAAUACUACGUUUAUUCCAGCAUAUCUAUAGGAAGCUUGUUAAAGAAGGUGAGACACAGCUGACGCAUAUUAAGAGGCCUGAUUGUAAGGCAGCAGGUAUUAUUAAAAGCGAAGGUAAGUAUGUCAAUACAAACAAAAUCAUCGGAUCAGUUCCAGGCGUUGAGAUUGGUGAUGAAUUUCAAUACAGGGUGGAGCUUAAUAUGAUUGGUCUUCAUCGUCCAACUCAGGGAGGUAUAGAUUUUGUGAAGGAAGGUGCAAGUAUUCUUGCCGUGAGCAUUGUCGCAUCUGGUGGUUAUGAUGAUGACAUGGAUGAUUCAGAUGUCUUGAUAUAUACAGGUCAAGGAGGGAACGUGAUGGUAGGAAAAAAGGAACCGGAAGACCAAAAGCUUGAACGAGGUAAUCUUGCUCUAAAGAAUAGUGUGGAUGCAAAAAAUCCCGUGAGGGUAAUCCGUGGUGAUACAAAAGCAUCUGAAUCUUCUGGUGCAAAAAGGACAUAUAUCUAUGAUGGCCUGUAUUUGGUGGAUAAGUUUUGGCAGGAAAUGGGGCCGCAUGGAAAACUGAUCUUUAAGUUCAGGUUGGUUCGGAUUCCAGGACAAGCAGAACUUUCUUGGAAAGUGGUGAAGAAGUCCAAAAUAUUUAAAGUGCGUGAGGGUCUUUGCAUGGAUGAUAUCUCAAAAGGGAGAGAGAAAAUUCCUAUUUGUGCUGUAAACACUGUAGAUGAUGAGAAGCUUCCAUUAUUUGAAUACAUUACCCAUGUGGUGUGUCCUGAUUGGUGCUGCCCUGAUCCUCCCAAGGGUUGUGGUUGCACUAAUGGAUGUUCUGAGAUUGCAAAAUGCUCUUGUGUGGCAAAGAACGGAGGAGAGAUCCCAUAUAACCACAGUGGGGCUAUUGUUGAAGCAAAGACUUUGGUUUAUGAGUGUGGCCCUUUUUGCAAGUGUCCUCCCUCUUGCUACAACAGAGUCACUCAGCAUGGUAUCCAGUUUCAGCUUGAAGUUUUUAAAACUGAAGCAAGGGGUUGGGGUGUGAGAUCAUUAAAUUCAAUCCCUUCUGGAAGUUUUAUCUGUGAGUAUGUAGGAGAGCUUCUUCAGGAGGCAGAAGCUGAGCAACGAACUGGUAAUGAUGAAUAUUUAUUUGAUAUUGGAAAUAACUCCAGUGACGUAUGGGAUGGACUCUCAAACAUCAAAUCUGAGACACAUUCAAGUUCUUCUGAAGUUGUGGGGGAAGGUGGCUUCACGAUUGAUGCAGCAAAGUAUGGCAAUGUGGGGAGAUUUAUCAACCACAGCUGUUCACCUAAUCUCUAUGCACAAAAUGUUCUUUACGAUCAUGAGGACAAGAGAAUCCCUCACAUAAUGAUGUUUGCUGUUUUUAAUAUUCCUCCCUUGCAAGAGCUAACUUACCAUUACAAUUAUGCAAUAGAUCAGGUUUUUGAUUCUGAUGGCAAUAUUAAGAAGAAGAGUUGCUACUGUGGUUCUUCAGAGUGCACAGGGAGGAUGUAUUGAGGCUGUUCUAUUGGAGUUGGAAUUAGAAGAAUAAACAGUUUUAUAUGUCACAGAAUUUUCACGUAUUGGAAGACCGGACAUCUCAUUUUGCAUGCGAUGCCAUGUCUCUGUUGUGCUUCUCAGCUUCGUCAAGACCAUGACCAUCUCACUUGUGAAAUCUCUAUUGGAGAAAGUCAUUGUCUGACAGGUAGGUAGUAAUUUAACUAUAGUCCUUAAAAGAAAUGUUGUUUGUUGUGAGCGAGCUUCUGUUUUGUAUCUGCCCUAUAGUUUUCAUACUUCCCUUAAAAAGAAAAAAUGUAAAGACGAAUUACUAUAAGUUAUGAAAAAACUGUUGUAGCUUUGAUGCUUCAA